GUACAAACUUAUGAGAGAGCCCAGAGCAGGCAGGACGGCAUUGGCAGACCAUGCAACUUAUAUCGGAGGGAAAGAUCGGGCAGAGUUGGUGAUCGCUGGGAUCCUGGGAACAGGCUCAUGAUCUUGUGGAUCACCGGACAGGAGGGAGGUCAGGGAAAGAAAAGAAAAGUUAACUCUUUCCUGGAAGCAGACAGCUGGAAGGUUUUUUUUUUCUCUGCUGUGCCAAAGUUGGGGAGGAGCAGCUGGGAAAGUAGAAUUCUUCCAGGAAUCUUUCCUGCGAUCCGGAAUGUUGAGUUGAUCUUCCCACUCUGGAUUACUCGGCUGCUGGGGAUCUCCCUGCCCCUGGAGGGAUCUACUGGGUGUUGCUGGUGAUCCCAGGAAGUUGGUGACUUUUUAUGGUGACUGUAAAGAGCCUGUAUCCUGCACAGUGUGCCAGCGAAGGAAAGGGAGACUCUUCCUAGGUUCUACACCCAGCUUAAAGGUACUCGCCCACGGAUAUCUCUCUGUAAAGUUCGACGAAGAACCCGGAAUAAGUCUUGCCGAAAAAUGGCCAAUGUCGGAGCACAGCUAGACCGAUCUGAUGGGGAACAAAACAAUGAGUUCAGUGAUAUUAUCAAGUCCCGAUCUGAUGAGCAUAAUGAUGUACAGAAGAAAACCUUCACAAAAUGGCUAAAUGCCCGUUUCUCAAAGAGUGGAAAAGUACCAAUUAAGGACCUGUUCACAGACCUCAAAGAUGGAAGAAAACUGCUGGAUUUGCUGGAAGGUCUCACUGGCACUUCUUUACCAAAGGAACGUGGAUCUACAAGAGUUCAUGCUCUAAACAAUGUCAACAGAGUGCUGCAAAUUUUACAUCAAAACAAUGUGGAGUUGGUGAAUAUUGGAGGAACAGAUAUUGUUGAUGGAAACCACAAGCUGACCCUUGGGUUAAUAUGGAACAUUAUUCUGCAUUGGCAGGUAAAAGAUGUCAUGAAGGCCAUUAUGUCAGACCUACAACAGACGAACAGUGAGAAAAUUCUUCUGAGCUGGAUCAGGCAGUCAACAAGACCAUAUAACCAAGAAGUCAACGUGUUAAACUUCACCACCAGCUGGACGGAUGGCCUUGCAUUCAAUGCUCUGCUGCAUAGGCACAAACCAAACCUGUUUAACUGGGGAGAUGUUACCAGGUUAUCGCCACUUGGAAGGCUGGAGCAUGCGUUCACCACUGCCAAAAAACACUUGGGGAUUGAGAAACUGCUUGACCCAGAAGAUGUGGCAGUCCCCUUACCUGAUAAGAAGUCAAUCCUUAUGUACCUAACAUCCCUAUUUGAAGUACUUCCUCAUGAAGUUACAAUGGAUGACAUUCGAGAAGUGGAGACUCUUCCUAGAAGAUACAAGGGAGUGUGUGAAGAUAUGACUUUCACUAAACAACAGGCAUCUGAUGAACCAUGUGGAGAUGCUGGUCCAGAGACGCCUAGUACCGUAACUGAGGUAGAGAUGGAUCUUGACAGCUAUCAGGUUGCUCUGGAAGAUGUCCUCACUUGGCUUCUCAUGGCAGAAGACACAUUUCAGGAGCAAGAUGAUAUAUCUGAUGACGUUGAAGAAGUCAAACAACAGUUUGCCACUCAUGAGGCUUUUAUGAUGGAGCUCACAGCACACCAGAGCAGUGUGGGCAAUGUUCUACAGGCAGGAAACCAACUCAUUGCUCAGGGUGACCUCUCGAUCGAUGAAGAAAAUGAGAUACAAGAGCAGAUGACCUUGCUGAACUCACGCUGGGAAGACCUUCGUCUAGAAAGCAUGCAUAGACAGUCCAGACUGCAUGAAGUGUUGAUGGAUUUGCAAAGAAAACAACUUGACCAAUUGUCUGACUGGCUGACUGUCACGGAAGAGCGAAUUCGGAAGAUGGAUUCAAAGUCUUAUGGUGAAGAUUUUGAGGCCUUCAAAAAACACAUUGAAGAACACAAAAAAUUACAGAACGACCUUGAGGCAGAACAAGUUAAAGUUAACUCUUUAACUCACAUGGUGGUUAUUGUGGAUGAAAACAGUGGUGAUGGAGCCACUGUAGCACUGGAGGCUCAGCUGCAGAGACUGGGAGAAAGAUGGGCAGCGGUUUGCAGGUGGACAGAGGAGCACUGGAGUAAACUGCAGGGAAUCCUUAUCCCGUGGCAAAAACUAUUAGAAGAACAGAGUUUGUUCAAGGUGUGGCUAAGUGAGAAAGAAGAGUCGCUGAGCACAGUCCAGCGGAGUAACUUCAAAGACCAGGGCGAGCUGAGUGUAAAUGUGAGGAAGUUGGCGAAUUUGAAAGAGGACCUGGGAAUAAAGCGACAAACAUUUGACCAUUUACAUGACUUGGCCCAGGAAGUAGUUCUUCUUAUUGGCAAUGAGAAAGCAUCUCACAAAUUGAAGGGUGAUAUGGAAGAUCUUGCACAGAGGUGGGACAGAUUGGUGCAUCUUUUGGAGGACUACACUAACCAGGUAACAGAGUCAGUCAGCAGUUUUGGCAUGACGCAGAUUACCAGGAAGGUUGUUACCGAGACAGUGACUGUGAAAGAGCAUAGCAGUGUUCAUAUAAUCAAACAAGAGCUUCCUCCUCCUCCUCCUCCCAAGAAACGCCAAAUGCACCUUGAUGUCAAAGAGAAGAAAAAGUUUGACAGAGAAUCUGCUGAGCUGUUGAAUUGGAUGAUUAAAUCCAGGGCUAUGAUUCUUUCGGCUGAGAUCACUAACUAUAGGAAGAUUAGAGAGACCUCAGACUUAAAAGACAUGCUAAAGAUUCUUGAGAAAGAAAGAGAUGAAAAAACUCCCAAAUUUAAGGAACUUGUUGCUAAUGGUCAAUAUUUAUUGGAGCUGUGCAAGCAAGAAGAUCUGCCAGAAGAGGAUGUGAAAGGAUUAUUGGACAGAGUCAAGGUUGAAUGGAACAACACAAACAACCAAAUACAGGAGCUAAAUAAGGGGAUUUUGCACCAGGACUCUAUCACUGCUUACUUUAAAGAGUUAGAGAGUCUGGAGGAAAAGCUAAAACAAGAGGAAGAAUGGUUAAAUACUCAGCCAUCACCAUCUCAGGAGCUUCCACUGCAGUCACUAAAGGAUGCUAGACAGCUGCAGCUGGACAGAAUCCGAGACCUGUACACACAAGUGGAAAGUUUGAGAUCAAAAGCAUUGUCACUAGGUUCCCAGCCAGCUGCCCUGGCUUUUCUUGAAGGUAGUCUAAGCAGUUUUACAGGCCACUAUGACAGACUGAAAAGCCAGAUGGAAAAAGAAGUUGAACAGUUUCAAAAAGCUCUGGAACACCAACCCAGCCAACAGUAUUUAGACACACGGAAAGCUUUAAAAGAAAUGUUAGUAGAAUGUCAACAGAAACUACAGUCACAGUUGACCGGUCUCUGUGAUCCGACUGCUGUAGACUUAGCACUUCAGCAGGCUAAGAUUGUAAUACAGGAAUUAGAAAGCCAGAAGCCAGGUAUUGACAAGCUUUAUGCUGAGACCAGGCUGCUUGAGAAGCGAGCCCCAGAAGACAAAACAGUAGUCUAUAUGAAUGAGUGUGGAGACGUAGAGGAGCAGUGGAGCAAACUAAAGAGCCUCUGUGCUGACCACAUCAUCAUUCUAGAAGACAUUUCCUCCAAAUUAAAAUCAUUUGAGACCGAGUCUAAAUCUGUACAGAAGUGGAUCAGCGAGGCAAAAGAUUUUGUUCUGAACCAACACACAGCCGCAGAGGAUUCUGAAGGGCUGCAGAGACAGCUGGACCAGUGCAUGGCUCUUGUGAAUGAAAUGGAAGCUGUGGAAGGGUGCUUGAGCAAGCUAAAUGAUGCCGAAUCAGGACUUAGAAACCAUUCAGAUACAAUGAUCCACACAUGGGUAGUGCCAAGACUCGCUGACCAGCAGGCCCAGUGGGAGAGAUUAAGUAAACAGGUGAUUCAUCAGAUGAACAAGUUGUCCGAAAGUCAAGAGAAGGCUGUAAAUUUAAAGAAGGACCUGGCAGAGAUGCAAGAAUGGAUGACACAGGCUGAAGAGGAAUAUUUGGAAAAGGAUUUUGAGUACAAGUCACCAGAAGAGCUUGAGAGUGCAGUAGAAGAAAUGAAAAGAGCGAAGGAGGAUGUGUUGCAGAAAGAGGUGCGUGUGAAGAUCUUGAAGGAUAACAUUAUGACUAUGGCUGCCAAGAGACCAGCUGGUGGCCAAGAUUUGACGUUGGAGCUAAAAGAAGUUUUGGACAAUUAUCAGCUUCUGUGCAAUAGAAUCCGAGGAAAGUGCCACACAUUAGAGGAAGUGUGGUCCUGCUGGAUAGAACUUCUCCAUUACCUGAAUCUGGAGACAGCUUGGUUACAUACCUUGGAAGAACGGAUACAGAACACUGCAAUCCUUCCUGACAAAGUGGAAGCUGUUAGUGAAGCACUGGAGUCAGUGGAGUCAAUCCUUCGACAUCCAGCAGACAACAGAACUCAGAUCCGUGAACUGGGUCAGACGUUAAUCGAUGGAGGAAUACUAGAUGACAUCAUCGGUGAGAAGCUGGAGGUCUUCAAUGCCCGCUACGAAGAGCUGAGUAAUUUAGCUGUGAACCGUCAAAUUUCCUUGGAGCAGCACCUGCAGACACUGCGCGAGAGUGACCACAUGUUGCAAGUCCUGCAGGAAUCCCUAGAAGAGCUGGAUAAACAGUUAACCACGUACUUGACGGACAGAGUGGAUGCCCUGCGAUUACCACAAGAGGCUCAGAAAAUCCAAGCUGAUAUUAGUAGCCAUGAAGCAGCACUGGAAGAACUGAGGAAAACAGCCUGUCCAUCUGUACAGUCAGAGGUCAAAUCCCCACGAGGAGGCUCCCAACUGGAUGUACUACAGAGGAAGCUGCGGGAGGUCUCUACAAAGUUCCAGUUGUUCCAGAAGCCUGCCAACUUUGAACAGAGGAUGUUGGAUUGCAAACGUGUCUUAGAUGGGGUGAAAGCUGAACUUGAUGUUCUUAAUGUUAAGGAUACCGAUCCGGAUGUCAUACAGAAACACAUGGAUGGGUGCAUGAAAAUGUACAAGACCCUUAGUGAAGUGAAGCUGGAAGUCGAGACUGUGAUAAAGACAGGAAGACAAAUUGUACAGAAGCAACAGACUGAUAAUCCAAAGCUAAUGGAUGAACAGCUAACAGCCUUAAAACUUCUAUAUAAUGAUCUUGGUGCCCAGGUAACUGAAGGAAAGCAAGACUUAGAACGUGCCAUUAUGUUAUCUGUGAAGCUGAGGAAAGAAUCGACUUCAUUGUCGGAGUGGCUUAGUGCUACUGAAUCCGAGCUCAUUCUAAAAUCGACUACUGACAAUGCUUGUGCUGAUCUGGAUGUUGAAAUCGCAUGGGCCAAAAAUGUGUUGAAGGAGCUGGAGAGGAGGAAAGCUGAUUUGAACAGCGUAACGGAGAGCAGCGCAGCUCUUCAGUGCUUGGUGGAGGGAAGUGAGAACAUCCUGGAGGAAAAACUCUGUGUCCUGAAUGCUGGCUGGAGCAGAGUCCGCACUUGGACAGAGGAUUGGUGCAAUACAUUACUGAAUCACCAGAGUCAGAUGGAGAUUUUCGAUGAGAAUGUUGCUCACAUAAGCACUUGGCUCUAUCAAGCAGAAGCUCUUCUGGAUGAGAUUGAGAAAAAGCCAGCUAACAAGAAAGAAGAAAUUGUAAAGCGUCUUUUGUCCGAGAUGGAUGAUGUCAGUCUCAGAGUAGAUAAUGUUCGAGACCAUGCAGGAAUGCUCAUGAGCAGUCGUGGUGCAUCUUGUCGGCAACUGGUGGAACCAAAAGUGGCUGAACUAAAUCGAAACUUUGCGAAAGUUUCUCAGCACAUAAAUGCGGCCAAGAUACUUUUAGAUCAAGAUCCUGGAGCACAAAUCACUGCAGAAGAACCUGUUAAGAGUGGAUCCACUUCCGCAGAGCUAGAAGGCUUUGAAACGGAAUUGCUUGGCAUCCAGAGGGUCCUGGAGAAAUCUUUACAAUCACCUGCGGAGUGUGAGAAGAUUGAAGAGGAGAAGGCUCAUAUUGAAGACGUACUGUACAGAGGAGAACAGCUCCUUCAACUAACAAUGGAUGACAUCCAGAGAGAGAAGCUACGGCUGGAACUUAUGCUGUUACAGACCAGAUACAACAGUGUCAAGGAAUUGCAGUCAGUAAGGAGAAGACAAGAGAUCAAGUUGUCUCCAGUGUUUACUAAGAGUGAGCAGCCAGAAGAUCACUUGUCUAACUGGAUGAAUGAGACAGAACAUCGCCUAUCUGGCCUCCAGGAUGAUGACAAGAAGCUUCAGGAGCUUCUUAAGGAAGUAGAGGAACAUAGAGAAGAAUUCGAUGUUCUCCAGAAGAAGACCAGUAUUUCGCAGCAUGGCUCCCCAGCAGAGGUUGAUGGUAAAAUGAAACAACGCUGGGAAGAGAUUGAAAAGCAGUUUGCUAUGUAUCUGGGAACUCAAGAGCAUAGUUUAGACGAUACGGACUCUCAUCUAGAUGUAAGUGCUUCCUUAACUGGAUUCCCUCCGUCCUUCCUUCCUUCAGAUUACUUAGUAGAAAUAAACAAGGUCUUGCUGUCAAUGGCUGACACCGAGCUUCUACUUACUGCACCCGAGCUAAGCAAUGGAGAAUAUGACAAUUUUUCCAAGCAAGAAGAUUUACUGAAGAACAUAAAAGAUUCCCUGGAUAAACUAGGGGAACAAAUUGCAUCUAUACAUGAGAAGCAACCUGAUGUGAUUUUGGAAGCCUCAGGACCAGAAGCCAUACAAAUAGGAGAAUCACUUACUCAGGUCAAUGGAGAAUGGGAUCGUAUCAACAGAUUGUUCAGUGAGCGGAAGAGUCGUUUUGACAGAGCGCAGGAGGAGUGGCGGCAGUUCCAUUCUGACCUCAAUGACCUCACUCAGUGGACAAAUAAAGCAGAGGCUUUGUUAGCCCAGGCCCAUACCCCAGGAGGCAUUUUGGAUUUAGAUAAAGCCCAGGUUCAUCAGCGGGAGCUUGAAGACGGAAUCAGCACUCACCAACUCAGCUUUACCAUUCUCAACCAGAGUGGAGAAGGGAUCAUACAGCAUCUCUCCACCACCGAUGGACAAGUCCUUCAGGAGAAACUGUCAAGUUUGAACAGACGCUGGAGUGCCAUAAAAUUUGAGGUCAUGGACAGACAGCAAAGAUUAAGAGAGGAAAGUCCAGCUUUAACUGAAUACAAGAGGAAACUAGAUGAGUUCACAGUUUGGCUGGAUCAGGCCACAAAUGUGUUGCGUGUGACUCCAGCUCUUGACAAUGAGGAGAGGCUUACUGAAUUAAAGGCAUUAAACAAAGAGCUGGAAAUCCAGAGUGACAGAGCUGAGUGGCUGAACCGCACAGCACCCGAAAUAUUGGUCAUGAAAAGACUCAGUGCACAGGACAGAGAGAAACUUUCAUCUAGGCUACGGACCAUAAAUAUUAACUGGGCCCAGGUGUCCAGAGACAUGCCAGAGAAAAUAAAGGACUUGGAGCAAGCUUUGUAUUAUCCUACCUAUGCAACCCAAAGUGUCUUGCCCACAACCUUUCCAGCAAUCCAAAAAAUGGUGCUAGUCCAUUCCGCCUCUGAAUACCCAGUAGCAACCAAACAUGUAAUGGAGCUGCCACUUGCCACUGAUCUGGAUAAGACGGUCAUCGAGCUGUCUGACUGGCUGCUACUUAUAGAUCAGAUGCUUAAGUCCAACAUUGUUACCGUUGGUGAUCCUGAUGAGAUUAAUACAACUAUAGCACGGAUGAAGAUAACUAAAGAAGAUAUGGAACAGCGCCACCCUCAGCUUGAGUCUGUGUUUACAUUAGCUCAGAAUGCGAAGAAUAAAACUUCCAGCCUUGAUGUGAGAACAUCUAUCACAGAAAAGUCCGAGAAGCUGAAGAAUCAUUGGGACAGUACACUGCAUGGUGCAGAGAUGCGCCAAAUGCAGCUACAAGAUAUGUUGGCUGAUAGCAUCAAGUGGGAUGAGUUAAGGAAGGAGAUACAAAGUGUCCUGGACCAGACUGACUUCCGACUCUACACCCUCACGCAGACAUCAAAAGACACACUUGUUAAACAGAUAGCAGAGAACAAGGUAAUAGUGCAAGACCUGCACAAAGGGGAGAUUGUCAUGGACACAUUCAAUGACCUCUCAAACAAGCUCCUUCGUGACUACAACUCUGACGACACAAGGAAAGUUAAGGAGGCCAGUGAUCUCUUAUACAUGAACUGGGUGAACAUGAACAAGAGGGUUGGCGACCGACAGAGCGUACUGGAGAAGGAGCUAAAGAAUUUCCAGGUUUUGGUCAAAGAUCAUGAGAACUUCAUGAAGUGGAUCCAAGAAGCUGAGACCACUGUGAAUGUUCUCACGGACGCAUCGCAACGCGAGGGUGUCCAGCAAGAUGUCACCCGCUUACGACAGCUCAAAAUGCAGCUACAGGAUAUUCAAGCAGAAAUUGAUGCCCAUAAUGACAUUUUCAAGAGCAUUGAUGGGAAUAGGCAGAAGAUGGUGAAAGCUUUGGGAACGUCAGAAGAAGCAACAUUGCUUCAACAUAAACUUGAUGAUAUGAAUCAACGCUGGAGUGAUCUGAGGUCCAAGUCAUCUAACAUCAGAACACACUUGGAAGCAAGUGCCGAUAAAUGGAAUCGUUUGCUGAAAUCCCUGGAAGAACUCAUCUUUUGGUUAGAUGUCAGAGAUGAGGAGCUGAAGAAACAAAUGCCUGUGGGAGGAGAUGUUCCCACAGUCCAGCAGCAGUAUGAUUUUUGCAAGGUCCUGAAACGUGAAUUGAAGGAUAAAGAACAGACUGUAUUGAAUACCAUAGAGCAAGCACGAGUUUUUAUUUCUGAGCAGCCUAUUGAGGGCCCAGAAGAACCUAGAAGGAACUUACUACCAAAAACAGAAUUAACCCCUGAAGAAAGAGCCCAAAAAAUUGCCAGAACUAUGCGGAAGCAGUCGGUAGAAGUUAAAGAGAAGUGGGAAAGCCUGAACUUGCAGGCUGUCAGCUGGCAGAAGCAAGUGGAGAAAGCUGUGGAGAAAUUGAGGGUCUUGCAAAGUGCAAUGGAUGAUCUUGAUGUGGGAUUGGUGGCAGCAGAAAAAGUGCGCAGUGGCUGGAAGCCGGUCGGAGAUUUAUUGAUUGACUCUUUGAAGGAACACAUUGAGAAGACAAGUGCAUUUGGAGAAGAAAUUGCACCCAUCAACUUGAAGGUGAAGGCAGUGAAUGAUGUGGCUAGUCAGCUCUCUGCUCUAGAUAUUCAGCCAUCUGCAAAGACCGCUCGCCAACUGGAUGACCUGAACAUCAGAUGGAAGCUCCUACAGGCAGCAGUUGAAGAACGUCUCAAACAACUUCAAGAAGCGCAUAGGGAUUUUGGCCCAUCCUCCCAACACUUCUUGUCUACUUCCGUACAGCUUCCAUGGCAACGAUCCGUUUCACUUAACAAAGUGCCCUACUACAUUAAUUCUUCCAGUGAAGAUUGCUGCAAGCCUUUGAGUCCAAAGAUGCAUUCUAGGAACAGCCAUCAAACACAGACCACUUGCUGGGACCACCCAAAAAUGACAGAACUCUUCCAAUCACUUGGUGACCUGAACAAUGUGAGGUUUUCAGCCUACCGCACUGCUAUGAAGAUAAGGAGACUUCAGAAAACAUUGUGCUUGGAUCUUUUGGACUUGAACACCACUCACAGCACUUUCAAACAGCAUGAACUGAACCAAAAUCAGCAACUAUUGUCUGUUCCUGAAAUUAUCAGCAUCCUCACCACUAUCUAUGAUGGACUUGAAGAGAAAAACAAGGACCUGGUUAACGUUCCUCUCUGUGUGGACAUGUGCCUAAACUGGCUUCUUAAUGUCUAUGACACGGGUCGGACUGGAAAGAUCCGAGUGCAGUCUCUGAAGAUUGGACUAAUAUCCUUGUCUAAGGGUUUAUUAGAAGACAAAUACAAAUAUCUUUUUAAGGAGGUUUCCGGAGCAGCUGACACAUGCGACCAGAAGCAACUGGGCUUACUGCUUCAUGAUGCCAUCCAGAUCCCUCGCCAGCUUGGGGAAGUGGCGGCUUUUGGUGGAAGUAACAUCGAGCCAAGUGUCCGCAGUUGCUUUCAGCAUGCACAAAACAAGCCAGAGAUCAAUGUGAAACAGUUCAUUGAGUGGAUGCGAUUGGAACCUCAGUCCAUGGUGUGGCUGCCUGUUUUGCACAGAGUGGCAGCUGCUGAAACGGCGAAGCAUCAAGCCAAGUGUAAUAUCUGCAAAGAAUGUCCAAUUGUUGGGUUCAGGUAUCGGAGUCUGAAACAUUUCAACUAUGAUGUUUGUCAGAGCUGUUUCUUUUCCGGAAGAACUGCAAAAGGUCACAAAAUACAUCAUCCAAUGGUGGAGUACUGCAUACCGACAACAUCAGGGGAAGAUGUCCGAGACUUCACUAAGGUUCUUAAAAACAAAUUCCGUUCCAAGAAAUACUUUGACAAACAUCCCAGAUUAGGCUACCUACCAGUGCAAACUGUGCUUGAAGGAGAUAACAUGGAGACCCCUAUUACCCUCAUCAGCAUGUGGCCUGACCAGUUUGAUCCUUUGCAGUCCCCUGAACUUUUUGAUGAUGACACACAUUCCAGGAUAGAGCAAUAUGCCAGCAGGCUGGCACACAUGGAAAGGACUAAUGGUUCCCUAUUUACUGACAGCAGUUCCGCCACUGGAAGCAUUGAUGAUGAACAUGCCCUGAUCCAGCAGUACUGUCACACAUUGGGAGGAGAGUCACCCUUAGGUCAGCCACAGAGCCCAGCCCAGAUCCUUAAGUCUGUAGAAAAGGAAGAAAGAGGAGAGCUGGAACGGAUCAUUGCUGAUCUGGAGGAGGAGCAGAGGAAUUUGAAAGUUGAAUACGAACAGUUAAAAGCACAGCAUAUGAAAAAAGGACUGAGCCCUCCAUCUUCACCCCCUGACUCGCUGGCCUCACUUCAACACACAUCCGAGGAUGCAGAACUCAUUGCUGAAGCAAAACUACUAAGACAGCACAAAGGACGACUUGAAGCCAGGAUGCAAAUAUUAGAAGACCAUAACAAGCAGUUAGAGUCGCAGCUUCACCGGUUACGCCAGCUGUUGGAGCAGCCGGAGUCAGAAUCCAGGGUUAAUGGAGUCUCUUUGUUGGUGUCGCAGCAGCCGCCAGCUCCCAGAUACUCGGCUGACCAUCAUUACAGCUUACAGUUUCAGCAGACAGAAGACGUGUUGUCUCCACCGCAUAACACCAGCACAGACCUAACAGAUGUGAUGGAGCAGAUCAACAGCACAUUUCCCCCUAGCAGCUCAAGUGUUUCUGGAAGACAGCAGGCAAUGUGAAUGAAUCAUCCAUGAAAACAUCCCUUCUUACAACAUCUAAUGAAAGAUUCUGUUCAUGAAGAGUUGCCCGGGACGGCAGAGCUUUCUGUGUGUUCUACUGAAGGCAUAUGACACUGAAUACCCAAAGAUGAAGAUGUGUUUUUACAUACUGUCUGUCCUCUAUAUUUCUUCUCUUUCUAUGCAAAUGUAAAUUAAUGAUCUGUGGAGUAUUUGGUAUUUAGGUAUUCAUAUGUCAUUUGUAUAAAUACGUAUAAACAAUAUUAAGACGAGGCAAAGGGAGGUUCUGGGGUUUCUAUGGUAUUUUUUUAUAUAUAAGUGUAAUUGACCCCAGUCUGUAGUGUAAUUUACACACUGCACAUUCCCUGAAUACAUGCGGCAGCUUAGCUACAUACUCAUCACCAUUGUACGGCUUAUAACUCAUGAUGUAUCGAACUGCCAACAUCUUGUUUCCUGUCUUUCGUGUUAAGAUCAUCAUUACAGCCAUAGGUCAUGUAGAUACAUCGUGGACACUAUGUUUGGAACAUCUUUAGGCACCUAAUGGAAUAAGCAUAAUGUAAUUGCCAAAUGUGGCUCAUAGUGAUCAGAAUUACAAAAGAAUUAGAUUUAUUUGAAACCCUAACAAACGUGAUAGAUGCACUAGGGCUGAUCUCUAUUGUCAGAGAGGGUUCCUUUCACCUACGCUACAUCUAUACAAGUGCAAGUCAUUUUUUGAACCACAUUAUACACUUUGUUAUCAUUGCACACAUAAGACGUAUCAUCAGUAAGGUCUAAUAGGUUAUUGUGAAUUAACCCAUAAGAAAUAGACCCUUUGUAUCUUGUCUUCUACUAGACCUGGGGGACACAUUAUGUAAGAGCUUAGACCCACAAAGAAUCUUCUGGUACUCUGGUGGGCCAUUGCCAUCAUGCUGAUCUCUACAUAACAUUCUGCUAUCAGUUACAUUCGAUUGUGUACAUUUUAGAAUGUCGCAUGUGACAGCAAAUAUAUUUUUAGGUCCAGUUUGAGGUCAAAAAGAAAAAUCCUGUUAUGCAUAUACCACUAGGUAUUAGCCACUAAUGUCUGUGCUUGUUAUAAGUAAAAUGCAACUUGAUGAUUAUUGAUGUUCACUAAACACUCAUAUAAAGUCACUGGAGCUAUAUUUAUUCUAACAGUAGGCUGUUUUACAACAGGGAGGAUUUACAGAUCCAGCUGAAUGCAGAUUUGGUGCCAACUUUAUAUAAGCUUUAGUCUAUAGUUAAUUAAUUUUGACACUAAUCAAACUCUAUGGAACAGUUCAUGCCAAGUGGAGAAGAUUAGCCCGGCUCUGAGCAGAUUUUAGUGCAGAGUCAUGAGAUAGAUCUAUUUUGUGGAAGGCUGCUUGCCUUUACAUUUUAGUUCAUCGUGUAAUAUGAAUUAAAGUUGGCGACAAAAUAUUUCAAUCUUGUCAUUCCCCAUAGUUUUACUGAAUAGCUAGGCAUUAAAAUGGAUUUUUGUUGGUGACAAGUUGGGGAUUUUACUCAGUAGAGUUUAUUAAAAUCUACAUGCCUAAAAUAUUUGGGGUCCAUUUGGCUUUGCGUAACAUUUACCAUGUAUAACCUGACAGCAACAUUUUUCACAAUCCUACAUAUUACAGAGUUUUGACAAGGUUGCUUUCCAGAUAGAGCUUGCAUAGACAUUGGUGUUGUAUGCAUUAAUCCUCAAGUAGAUCACAUCAUUGGAGUCAUCAAACAUUUUAGUUUAUGACAGAUACAUUUGAGAAUUGGCAGGGUACCAAAUACUUAGUAGAAAGUGGAAAAAAGGUGAAUCACAUUUUUAUAUGAACACAGUAUUUUGAGCUCCGUUAUAUUUCUAAGUUAGUGGUUGCUUUAGUUUUUGAGUUCUGGGAUAAGACAAUUUUUCUAAUAGAGGCUUAAAAUAUAAGGACACCCUUGCACUGAUUGAUUUUAUUGCUUAUUUGCUUACUUAAAGGGUACUCUGCUGCUCAGAGUUUGGAACAAACUGUUUUGAACGCUGGAACUGCCACCGAUAGCUCGUGAUGUCAUAGCCCCGGCCCUCAUGACAUCACGCCCUGCCCCCUCAAUCCAAGUCUAUGUGCGGGGAGCGUGACAGCUGUCAUGCCCCCUCCCAUAGACUUGCAUUGAGGGGGCGUGGCGUGACAUGAGGGGGCGGGGCUGUGACAUCACAAACUCCCGUCUCCAGCGUUCGGAACAGUUUGUUCCAAACACUGAGCAGCUGAGUACCCCUUUAAUGUAACCAUUUUAAAUAGUCUUCAUUUAAAAUGUCUUAGCAUUUUUCAGCUGUAGAGUCUGUGCAGCACCUUCACAUAGCUAACUGUCCUGCUGCUUUUGAUAUAGUUUUGACAGCACUUUGCUCCUGGCUGUGUUGGCUCUCUUUGCUCUCUUAGGGGGAGAUUUAUCAAAACUUGUGC
Hyla sarda is the source of this 13625-nucleotide messenger RNA. It is a transcript of the gene UTRN, whose product is annotated as utrophin. NCBI's taxonomy places the organism in Eukaryota, Metazoa, Chordata, Amphibia, Anura, Hylidae. Gene Ontology annotation, molecular function: protein binding; zinc ion binding. The transcript is spliced from 78 exons. Gene Ontology annotation, biological process: synaptic signaling. Gene Ontology annotation, cellular component: plasma membrane. The record is from RefSeq and is a predicted model, not a curated record. The coding region runs from base 547 to 11220 and encodes 3557 amino acids.